CUCUAAGAUCCAUAGUGCAAUGGCCAACAACGCGCCGAACGAGGUCGAGGAGACGAUCAAGGCGCUCAAGGCCAAGCCCGGCUUCUUCUCGUACAUCGUCAUGAACAACGACGGGAUCGUCAUCAAGUACGAGAACAUGGAGUACAAGAUGGCCGUCAUGCACGCGUACCACAUCCUCAACCUCUACGCGCGCUCCAAGAAAUACCUCACCAAGCUCUUUGACGCGGCCGAGAGCGACAUCGAGUGCCUCCGCCUCCGCACCAAGCUCCACGAAAUGAUCAUCGCGCAGUACGCCAAGUUUACGCUCGUCGUGCUCCAAGUCUCGGAAACCGAAGAGGUCAAGGUCGAGACCAAGAUCGACGAUGCCAAAGAAAAGGAAGCCGAAGAAAAACCAGCAGCCUAAUGAGCUUUAUACCUAUCCGUGUACAUAACGUCGAUGGCGUCUCUGUGAGGAUCGUCGGCGUCGCGACCGCUUCUUCCAUGCACCCCGUCCACCACCACCACUGCGUUCUCAACCCAACCACCGACAUCUGCA
Messenger RNA from Saprolegnia diclina VS20, 535 nucleotides. RefSeq lists its product as hypothetical. Lineage: Eukaryota; Oomycota; Saprolegniomycetes; Saprolegniales; Saprolegniaceae. The transcript has a single exon. Gene Ontology annotation, molecular function: dynein intermediate chain binding. Gene Ontology annotation, cellular component: cytoplasm; cytoplasmic dynein complex. Gene Ontology annotation, biological process: microtubule-based movement. The record is from RefSeq and is a predicted model, not a curated record. The coding region runs from base 20 to 403 and encodes 127 amino acids.